AUGAUUAGAGAAAGGGAAUACAAUAGGCGCAAGAAUAAAAUGAUGAAAAAUCGAAAUGAAAUGGAAAGGAACUAUCAUUUUAUGAUAAAAGAAUAUGAAAACAUAUCCAACAUAAGUGUACAAAACAAUAUAACAAAUUUCAGAGUAAUUAAAAAUUUAUUUAUUUUAAAUAAUCUAAUAGAUCAAGUGAAUAAACAACAUUUAACCAAUGUCUUUGAAAAUAUAGAUGCCAAAUUAACGUUUAUACUAAAAAAAAAUAACACGAAUUUUAUUUUAAAAUUAUUAGCAAUAUUUUAUAUAAAGCUUUGUACACACACAAACGGUAAAAUAAUUGAACAUUAUGACAAUUUAAUCGAUAUCACAUUAAAUAAACCUGUUGUUAAUACUCCAAGUGAAGUGAAAAAAUUGCAUGAGAACUUCUUAAAAAAUGUAUUCCUUUUCACGUCCUUAAUUUUAUCUCAAAUACAUGAACGGAUAGGACCGAACAUUUCAUCAAUCAUUGAUUAUUCAAAAAAUAUAAGAAAAACGGAAAACAAACAAUUGAAAUACUUCUACCUGGAGUGCAUAAAUAAAAUAAUAAAAACUUGUAGCAUAAAUACAAUUGAUUGUGAGAAAAUUUACAAAUUUCUUAAAAGAGAAAUUGCUCAAAAAGAAGAUUUAAUUAAAUAUAAAGUUAUUAAAUGUCUGACGAAUAUGUUCAUGGUGUACCCUGAGUAUUCUAUCAUAGAAUAUGACUUUUUUGUAAAUUACAUAAUUGGUAGCACAAGUGUAAGUACCUAUGUUAGUCUGACUAAUAUUAGAUGCAUUAUCAAAUUUCUUACUGUCAUAUUUUGUAACUGUUCCAAUGUGAAGUAUAACAGAGGUAACAAUGCCCGUUAUGCAGUAAAGAACAGCAUUAAAAAUGGAACAGAUGUUAUGUCACCUUUCUCUAAUAGUACAUUUGGUGCAGGGGCAGAAGAAGAUGAAGAUGAUGAAGAAGAAGAAGAAGAAGAAGAAGGGAAAAAAAACUCAGAACACAAUGUUGAGAUGAAAAAUGAAGACAAAAAAAAUUAUACACAUGAGAAAAAAAAAAAGAGGGACACCAUAUCAAGCAAACAUAUGAAAAAUGAAGGGAAAAAAAAAAAUUUUUUUUCAGAUUUUUUAAAAAUAGCUACAGAUGAAAUAGUUUCAAAAAUUAGUAAAAUAAAAUUAGAAGAAAAAGAGGUGAUGGAGAAUUACAUUAAGCUUGAUCACGUUGAUGGAUUUUUAUUUCGUAAUAACCAGAUUAACAAAAAAAUUUUGAGAAAGAAAAAGGAUAUCUUACUAGUUUUUAAUUUUCCUUCAUUUCUGGUAUAUUUUAAAAGGACACUAAUGAAAAUGUUCACGGAUUUUCAUCAUGAUUACUCUGAAUUGAAAAGGUUACACUUUUUAAAAAAGUUAGAGACAUUCGGUUAUUAUUCAGAUGUUUUACAUAACUUUGAAAUGAAUAUACCUAGUAGUGGAAAAAUACACGAAUUUUUCAGAAGGCAGAAAAGAAGAACAUGUACAGGAACACCGUCAUUUACAUCGACAUCGAUUUCUGCAUCUGAAGCAUUGAUAGGAGUAGAAACGAGAGAUAACGAUAUGUUUAUUAAUUUUCUCUUGGAGAUAGACUACAAAUUGAUGAAAGAAAAAGAUGUAUGUUAUAAUGAAUUAAAUGCAUCUGUUGAAGAGAAAAAGGCUUUCAAGACGUACUGUAAUUUAAUACACAGUACUUUGUUAAAAAUCGUUUUCUUCGAAUUUUUUAGAAAUUUAUUAUUUUUUUCGAAGAAAUUUACUGGAAAAUCAAUUAUAAAAAUUAUCAAAUUGUUUUUACACCUUUUAGAUGCCACAUGUACAAUUUGUGCCAGAAAGAAAAUUACAAAGAGCCCACUUCAUACGAAUAAUAUAACAAAUAGUUUUGAAAUAAAUUUUAUCUUAUUUCACUUCACGAACAUUGUAGCUGAAUUAAUUAGUCAGAAAAAAAAAGAUAUCUACACAAUUGUUAAAGAAAAGGAAUACAAAGCAAGGAAGAGAGGAAAUUGUCAAAUAAAUAACAGUAGCGAAUAUGAUGAAGACGAAAAGGAAAUCUAUAUAUUUAGCAAACGUGAGGAUCUUAGCAAGGAAUCGAAUGAAUUGCAUGACAAAUUGGAAACCAAAGAGGAGAAAAAUUUUGCAUUUUUUGAAAAAAAGACAAAUUAUAAGAGUGAAAGUAGUGCUAUAAAGAACAACCACCAUCUUAAUAAUAAGGGAACAAGGAGUUCCACACAUGGUGGAAAUGAAAAAUCGAAUGAUACCAUUAGUUGGGGUACUAAACACAUGCAUGAUAAUUGCAUUUCAACAAAUGAUAAGCAUAGAGGGAGUAAUGAAACAGAUAAAUAUCACAUAAGGAGUAGUACAUACGACCAAAAAGGGGAAGAGAAAACAGCUGGAAGCGAAAUGAAAGGGGAGAUGGAAGAUAUGAUGAAGGAAGAAGUUGCGAAGAAGAAAAAUAAAAGGAAUAAAGAUGAGUCGAUGGGAGAAGAUACCAAAGUAAGAAUUUACAUAGAAAACCAAGUAAAAAAAUAUUUAAUACAAAACAAUGAUAUGAACAUGGAUGUAAAUGAAAAGAAAAAAAAUGAUAUAAUUCUUAAAGGGUUAAUAAUUUUGUACAAUAAAGUAAUAAUAAAUAAUAAUAACAUAAAGAAGGAUAAAUACGAAAAAUAUGAAAAGUUUUUGAAACUUAUUAUAAAUAAUAUGAAUGGUAUUCACAUAGAUAUAAACUUAGUUAGACACAUUAUAAACUUAUUUUUAAAUAUAUUUUUAAAAUUUCCAUACUAUAUAUAUAAUUUAAUAACCCUACUAGUAAAUUAUAUAACCAUAAUUAAUGCUAAUUUCAUGACUUCCUUAACACUAAAUACAUUUGACGAUAUAGAAAAACAAGUAAGUAUAUUAAUGAUAAGCUCCGUUUCUUUGAAGCAGAUAUUGUAUUAUUCAUCCGGAUUUUACAAAAUGUAUCAUUUGAACAAUUUAAUAUUGUGUAUAUUUGAUAUAUGCAAACUGUUCUUGUCAAAAGUGCAAACGCAUCCAUUGAAAACUAUUAAUGAACUCAGGAAAAUCAUUUCCUUUUCCCUUAUUCAUUCUAUCACAUCUACAAUUGUGUAUGAGGUGAUACGGAAUGUAUCUCAUACUCUCUGCUGCUAUAGGGAUGAUAGCGAUAAAAAUAACACGGUUAUAAAUGAAAAUGGAAAGGAAGAAAUCUCAGCAACAGAGACACAGGUAAAAAAUGUGGAGAAAUAUUUCACGAAAUAUGAGUUGGCUUAUGAUAAUGUCCUUUUCAAACUCCUAAUGGAUAUGCUACACGAAAUGCUUAACGAGAUUGAAGAAGAAAAAAUGCAAUGUUUUAUUAAUUCUUAUGAAGAACAAAUCAAAAAAAAAAAGAUGAACUCGGCAAAUUUUUUCAUCGUAGAUAAUUUAUUUAUCAUGGUUUACAUACUGAAAAGUGUGCACGUCAUUUUAGCAUCAGAUAUGUUGACUUUUCUCUUUUUCGAUAAAAUUUAUAAAAUUGUGCAUAUGUCAUUUAAUUUUUUGAGUAAAAUAUAUCAAUUAAAAAAGGAUUAUUGCGAUAUCGAUUAUGAACAUUACGAAUCCCAAACAUCUAAUAUAGACCACAUGGGAAAAAAGAAAGAGAAAUACAUGAACAAUGGAGGUUAUUCCAAAAGAGCAAGAGAAAUGACAUUUUAUUUCUUCGAUCAUGGAUUUACUCAAAUGUGUAGGUUAAUAAACAUUGAAAAUAUUCUUUUGAUAUUUCUGAUAUACAUUCUGAAGAUUUUCUGCCGAAUUGUCAAAUUCGUGAAGAGCAUGAAAAAUGAGGUUCCCAUGGGCUAUAUUUUGAAUGGAGAAAUGGCUAACACUAAUCUCAUGUGUGAAAAAUAUAAAAAUAACAUAUCCAACAAUGAUGAAGAUAAGUCUGUUCCUCUUAACACUUUCCACAAGAACGAAAAAUGUAGCAGCAGCAUUGGUAGUUCAGGGAAUAUUUCGUUUCUUCCAAUAUGGCACGCAUUGAUUCAGGAAAAAUCUGAUGAAGAAGUUCACUUUGACCUUUUCCUGAGUUUAUUAAUUAACUUUGUCAAAAAUAAAGACAAAGGCAACUUUAACAAUUCAGUUAUUAACAUCUUGCAAAGAGAAGAAGCAAAAUGCAAGGAAAAGAAGGGAAAUAAUAAUAAUGCCACUGCCUGUACAAGGAAAAGAAAGAAAAAAAAUAUAUUUGAAGAUGAUACAGAAUUAGAAAUCCUAAACAUAUUGACAAAUAAUUAUGACGUUUAUUACGAAUUAGUUCUAACUUAUUUUAUAAAACUCUUCGAAUUGUAUGUAGAAAAAAAAAAAAAUUUUAAUUUGAUAAUAAAAAAUAUUUACAGAUGUAUUUUAAAUGUAGAUUUAAAUAAAAAUGAAUUAAUAAUGUAUUUACUAAUAUUAGACAGAUUUUUAAAAGCUAAAUUUUAUAACAAAAAAAAAGGGAAAUUAUUUAAAUGUAUGUUACCUAUAUUUAAUGUAUUAAAUAAUCAUUUUAUGAAUAAAAAUAGUGGACUCUUAAAUGUUUUACUUAUAAAAAAUAUGACCCAUUUUAUUAGUCAGAAUGAUCAGGUAGAUUCGUACAUCUUCAGUUAUGCUACAAAGCUGUACGAAGCAUAUUCAAAACAAAUGUUCCAGGAAAAUUAUUUGUGUGUCGUUUUUUCUAUUUUUAUAAAAAAUGUUAUUAUAUCUUACAUAAAAAUUGAAGAUAAUAAUAAUUAUAUAACGAAAAAUUGGACUAAUAUAAAAAAAAACAAAUUAUUUAACGCAGAAGAAGAACUCUUCCCCUCUAGUAAUUUAAGUACGACUUCCCUAAAUAGUACUGUAUUUUUAGAUAUGUCAAGUAAACAGGAACAUUCUAGCAUUUCCAAAGCUAAAAGAAGAAAACCAAAAAAUUUGUCCCUCAAUGAUUAUCCCCUUUCUCUUACACACUUUCAAACGUUGGACUUAUGCCAACUGAAGAAUCAUUUCGAAAGACAGAAGAGAAUUUUUUUUUGGAAACAGAUUAAAGGAAGAACAACAGGUAUUAUUAUCUCAAAGGGUGUUAAAGCAAAUUGCGAAAUUAAUACUUCACGAAAUUGUAUAGAUACCGUUGCACCUAAUGAUGCACCAGAUCAACCAAACUGUGUCGAAGUAGCAGAAAAUGCUAAACAUAUUGUUAAAAAAAAGGAAAAAAGACUUUUUGAUUUCUUCGCUAUAUAUCUGAACAUGUUGAAGAUAAUUCCACACGACAAUAAGGUGUUCACGCACGUUUUGAUAAACUUCAAUACUGUGGUAAGAAAAAUGAACAACCGACUCAACAUGUGCAAGGUGAAGAACUGUCUAGAAAUCGUCUUGGCCUAUAUACUAAAAAUGGAGGGGGAUAAUACAUACAGCUUCGAAAUUGUGAAGGGGAAGCACAUCAUCAGUUUGUUUAACAAUCUGCUAAGCAUUCUACAAAAAAAGGAAAAGAAAAACAGAAAAAGAUAUAGCACAAAAAGAGGUAUCGAAAAGAGUAGUAGAAGUGGCGAGAGCAGUAGAAGUGGCGAGAGCAGUAGAAGUGGAGACAAGAGUAGAAUUAGUGACAGGAGUAGUAAAAGAUGCAACCAAAAUGGUGCACAAAGGAUCGGUCGUAUGAAAGGCACAAUGAAUGCUUUACAGAGAAAAUUUGGCACCCAGAUUGAAAACCAAAUAUUGAGCAUAUUUGAAAUUUUGCUAAAUUCGUAUGAAAAAAAAUCAAACAGUAUCCUGUUCAGGACUAUUAAUAUCUUGUUCAGUUUAUUGAAGAAGAAUAAGUUAAAAAGAUUUAUGUAUAAAAUAUCCUUGAUGAUACAGAAAAGUAUAUUUUUGGAAAAGGAUAAAAGUAUACUACAAGAUGCAAUUAUGUGUUUAUAUAAACUACUGAAAAACAAUAUUGUAAUUCCAUUACAUAAAAAUUUUGAUUACUACCUUUUAGUAAUUUAUAACAACUACUGUGAAAAGAAGAUGAACAAUUAUUUUAUGAAAUUAUUGAAAUUAAGGAUUCGUAUGCAUGGUUUUUUUAAUGUCAAACAUUGGACAAAACUGUUCGAUAGUAUUUUAAAUAAUAAAAAUAUGCUCCUUUAUGAUCUCAUAAAAUAUAGGUCUAAAGGAUCCUACUCUAAAUAUGAAUGUAAUAUUGAUAAUAAGAAUUCGUUUGAACAGGAUUCUAAGAAGAAGGAGAAUAACUUAUUAGCAAAUGAAAAACAAUUAAGUGUUGAACUGAACAGUUGUCCAACCUUCUAUACCUCAUUAUUUAAUAAAAAUUUUGAAAUUAACAUGCAUAUAAAUUUCAAUGAAGAAAAUAUACAAAAAAAAAAUAACUCAAUUAGAGGAACAAAAUCGAUUUAUUUUUUUGACGUCUUCAAAAUGAGGCAAACUGAUUUCACUUUUUCUCAUGACACAAAACAUUUCGCCAUGAAAUUGUUAUUAUUUUUUUUGAAAAAUAUAAGUCUUUCUCCUUUUGUGUAUAUACACAAUGAUCCUUAUUAUGUCAACUAUGUGAAAAAACGAAUGAAGGGGCAAAUAUUGAGCAACUAUAAGGUGGAUUCUGCAGGAGGAAUGAGCGGACGGAUUAUAAACAGCUCUAACAUGAAAAGAGUGAAAAAUGAGAAAAACAUUUUACGAGAAUAUAACAAUAAAAAGCUAUUCUCUCUCAGCAGUGGAAGAGGUAGUAACACAUUCAAACUGGGUAGAAGUGACGUUAAUGAUAGUAGUAGAGAUAGAAACGGUAGUAGCAGAAGUAGUAUUAGAAGUACUAGUAAUCAAGAAAUGGCUCAACAGGUAAAUGCUUUGGAUGAAAUGAAUAAGACGCUGUAUUCGUUUCAUGAUAACUAUAACGUGAGGAGAGAUAGAUGUGAAAAGGAAAUUAAUCAUAGUAACAGGAAAGGUAAGAUAAAGGACAAAAUUAGUUGCAUUGAAAAUAUUCUCUUUCGUAGGAAAAGAGCCAAAAGAGAGUGCAUAAAAUGGGAAGAAAAAUUUAACAGUGCAGAUAUAGAAAAUAUCAUCGAUAAUUUUUCUUUAUAUGAUAAUUUUGAACAAAUUCUAAAUAUUAUAUUACAUAAUAUAAAUUAUGGAAUAAGAUAUUAUAAAUUGUCCAGAGUAGCCAUAAAAGCAUUAGUGCGAUACUUAAAGAUUUUUAAGCGUUCCAAAAUUAUUCUUGAUGAUUUUUCAAAUAGUAAUGAAAUUAUGUUGCUCACAAAUUACGAAAUAAAUAUUUUCACCUCGCUAAAGAUCUAUUAUGAAUCGUUUAAUUUUAUAUAUUUAAGUUACAAAAAUGAUAAUUCUGUAGGAGGGGAUAAUUUAGAUGUUGCAGAAGAUAGGAAAAAUGAGUACCUGCAAUUUUCCCACUUUUUCCAAUAUCCCUUGAUGCGUAUAUACAAUUUGUUUUUAUUUCUAAAUAGAAUUGAAUUGUGCAAUUCGCACUCUAAAUUUGUUGAGUACUUUUUUUAUUUUGCCAUUAAGACCUCCAGCGGAGUUAAGAAUGAAGAUCCUCAGUGUGGUACCAUGGGAAAGAGUGAUUCGUUUAGUAAUGACAAUGCUUCUAACAAUGGUGAUUAUUCCAGAAAUGAGGAGAGUGUGCGUGAUAACACAUGCAUGAAAGGAAAAAACAAGGGAUCCGCGAUAAAUUUCUCCCUAUUUUUUUCAGAAUUCGACUCAUGUGUAUAUUACCUCUUUUCCCAUAAGUCGUUCAGCAACUACAUAAUAAAUAACGAAAAGGCACAAAAGAAUCUGAGCAUGUUCAAUAUAAAAAGUGUUGUAAAGCAUAUUAGUUAUCUUUUGUACGACACGAUUGUUUUAUACUUUUGGUCUUUUGAAGAUAAUAAAAAUGAGGAAUUCCUAAGCGAAAUUGUACAUAAAUUUUUUACAUGCAUGAAUGAGAAGGCAAGAUGUUUAUCUAUUUUCUAUUUCAGUGUAUUUUCAAUUUUUAUACAAUUUUUAAAUGUUGUAAGAAUAUGUUAUAAGGAUAUUUUUAUUAGUAGGAAAAGUUAUUUAAUUUUUAAAACACUAAUACUUUUCUUAUGUUAUCAUUUGAAAGAACAUGAGGAGAAAUUAAAAAAGGAAACGAAGGAAAUAUACUUUACAUUCAUAUUUGGUUACUUAUGUUUGAUUGAAUUUUCAUGUGAUACAUCUUAUCAUAUGAGCAAUUCUAUUGCUCACCAUAGAGAUAUAGAAAAGAAGAAAGAGCCCAUACCCAAUGAGUAUGCCACAGAUAGUUUUAAAGAAACAUCUAGGGAUAAAGACUCAAACACAUGUAACAGCUGUUGUGAAACAGAUACACAUUGUUCUCAUAGUGAAACAAAGCACAAUUAUGAGGAUAUAUCAAGGGGCCCUUUUUUAAACACAGUUCUAAGUUAUAUACUGAAACAUUUAGUAGUUUCGAUAAAUGAAAAAAUACUACCAAGUGUGCUUGAAUUCAUAUCCAUUGCGUAUGCACACUUGGAGAAUAUGAAAACUCAGAGGAUCCAGUAUAGUGUACUUUGCAAUGUAUUCACAUUAAACCUAUUUGUAGUUAAUAAUUUUUUGACAAAAAAAAAUUAUGAUGGAGCAAAUAGUAAUAAUAUCAGUAGUGAUAAGCAUGUAGGAGUGCAUAAUAGAGGAUCAGCAGGAGGGGAAUUGCUAACGCCUUUGUGGAACUCCGUUCUUAGUUGUUACACCCUUUUGAAUAAGUUGGAAAAGGAGCAAAAGUUGGAUAAGUUGGAAAAGUUGGAAAAUGUGAAAACAGAACCCACCAAAUUAUCGGGAAAAAUGAAACUCCUCCUGCAAGAGCUCUUCCUGAAGAAAAUGAACUUUCUGAAAGACGAAAAACUGAGCAGUAGGGUACUUAAGUUUUUUUUUCAAAAUUGUUCUAUUAAUGAUAUAAAUAAUUAUCUAUUGGAAAUGAAAAAAUAUAAAGAUUAUUUUUACAAAAUUAUAUAUGAAAAUGACUUACCGAGAUUGAAAUUGUUUUACGUAAAAGUAAUCGUUUUCAUACAUUUCAUCAACACAACAGAUAUGAUGAAUGAAAAGAGUAAAAUGUAUUACACACAACAAAUAUUGGACGUUUUUAUUUCUUUCUCAUGCAAGAUGAAAGCAGUAUAUCUCUACGCAUGUGACUAUAAAAAAAGAGCGAAUAUAAUCACAAAAAGGGUGGAAGCGAAAAACAUGUACAGAAAUAGUCAAAUAAUUUAUUCAUUCAUAAAUGUUAUUCAGAAUAUAUUUACCCUUAUGAAAAAUAGAGAAGACUCAAUCAUUUAUUACUUUAUAAAAAAUCUAAUAAAAAACCACAUUGCACCAAUAUUAGUAGUUAAUUAUUCAAUUGAUAAGAUUCAUUACGAAGAUGUUAUACCAACAAAUUCAUGUGUAGAAGACAUUAUUGUAUAUCCUGUAAAAAUUUUAAAUUUAUUUUUUAAUUUAUUUAUUAGUAGAUAUGCAUUAGUAAGAAAAAUACUAAUUCCAUUUAUCUCUUUUAUUCACAAAGUUUUUCAUAUUUGUGAUAAGAAUAACGUGAACAUUAUGAAAGCCUUUUUUAUAUGUCAAAUAGAUCAAGGGGAAAACAUUAGUUUAUUAAACUUGCCGGAUAAAAAUCUGUGCAUACACAAUAAUUUCGUUAAAUUAAGUGUAGUACAUACAGAAAAUGAUAUUAUAACCGUAUAUUUCAAAGAGGUGAUAAACCUUUUUAGAAAUUUUGCAUUUAAGAACUCCUCUUUUUUUAAGGAAAUACUUGCUGAUAUUAAUGGGGACGAAAAGAUCUUAGUAUAUAACUUGAUCAAAGAAGCAAUGGAUAUGGAAAAACAGACAGAGAUGAAGAGUAAGCAGAGCAUAGAAAAAUUGGACUUCAGUUUUGUAAAUUAG
This is a messenger RNA of Plasmodium gonderi, 9879 nucleotides long. RefSeq lists its product as hypothetical. The record is from RefSeq and is a predicted model, not a curated record. The transcript is spliced from 2 exons. NCBI's taxonomy places the organism in Eukaryota, Apicomplexa, Aconoidasida, Haemosporida, Plasmodiidae. Bases 1 to 9879 code for a protein of 3292 amino acids.